AUGUGGUGCUCCCACAAUGGCUUUCAAGAUCUGAUCCAACAUGUUUGGUCAGUGCCCACGGUGGGGAACCCAAUCCAAAUUAUCAUCGCAAAACGAAAGGCGGUUAAGCAAGCUCUCAAACAGUGGAACAAGAACAUAUUCGGCAACAUCUUCACCCAAAUCCAAUCGACUGUGUUGGACCUCAACCGCUCUGAAGCAACAGCUCUUGAUGCCCCAUCCCUAGCAGCCAAGCAGGACAUUCAGAAACUCUGGGAUUCCUUCUCUUGCAUGGAAAGCUACGAAGAAAUAUUCUGGAAGCAAAAAUCACGGGCCCAUUGGCUGGAAGAUGGGGACCGCAACACAAAAUUCUUCCACUCUAUUGCGGCUGGAAAUUCUAAAAGAUCAAUAAUCCAUUCGAUCAAGCGAGCCGAUGGCACUACACUUUCCAACAUCCCUGAUAUCAAAGCAGAGGCAAUCGCCCACUUUCAGCUCCUUCUGCAGGAGGACGAUAACCCGCGCUUUGGUGACUUCCUGGACCCUAUCCCGCACAAGGUGAUAGCCCAAGAUAACACCUUCCUGAUGGCGGAUCCUUCCUAUGAAGAGUUGUUGGAAGCCGUCAAAGCCAUCCCUCUGGAUGGUGCAACUACCCCAGACGAAUUCACUACAGCCUUCUUCCAGUCGUGUUGGCCCAUAAUACGUCACGACCUCCUUUUGGUGGCAAAAUAUUUCAUCGGCAGAGCUGCUCUUCCUCGUGCCCUCAUGGCAUCGCUGAUCUACCUCAUUCCCAAGAUAAGUGCUCCGGCUUCUUUCUCAGAUUUUCAUCAUAUUAGUCUGUGCAAUUACUUAUCCAUGGCAGAAAGUUGCAUCUUGGUGCAAGAAACUUUCCGAGAUAUCAACAAGAAAGUCAGGGGAGGGAACUUGCUCAUCAAAUUAUACAUGGAAAAGGCCUACGAUAGGCUUAAUUGGAAAUCUCUAAGAGAGGUCCUUAAGCAGUUCGGCUUCCACAACAACUGGAUUUUUCUAGUUAAGAGGUGUUGGUCUGAAUGCUGGUUUUCAGUUCUCAUAAAUGGUGAGGUUGCUGACUUCUUCCAUUCCUAUAGAGGCCUGAGAUAG
Molecule: messenger RNA, 1092 nt
Organism: Magnolia sinica
Lineage: Eukaryota; Viridiplantae; Streptophyta; Magnoliopsida; Magnoliales; Magnoliaceae
Exons: 2
Coding region: 1-1092 (363 amino acids)
Source: RefSeq, a predicted model, not a curated record